UCGAGAAAUUCAGAGUCAAAUUAUACAGCGCCCUCCCUCAUUUUUCCAAUUUUCUGCCCAGCUUAUAAUUGUUCUCUGCAAUAUAUCUCUUUUUAGAAAAGACAGAAAAAUCGUAGUAUUAAUUCUUCCGGCUACCAUGAUCAGCACCGCGUCAUUUUUAUUGAUCAAGACAUUUAAGCUGAUCAUGAUCAAGAUCUUCUUCGUAGAGAAGUUGCAUGAAUGUUAGUUAUAUUCUUCCAUAUGUCGGACGGUACGAGCUAGAUCAGUAUAAGUACUCUUACGCUCAGCAACUUUUUGUUUAUGCACAUUUGAUCGUCUAUGUGUCGGUUGGCUGAUCUCAUUUUCCGGGUCAUUUCGUUCUGUUCCCAGAAGAGAGACAUCAAAUCAGCGUCCUCCCCAUACUUACAAAUUGAUUUCUGAUCUUAGACCGUCCCUAGCUAAUUAGUUUUCUUCCACCGUACGUGAUCUUGAAGUAGGAAGCACCAAGGACGUUAUCUCUGCUAAUUAUAAAGGUUUCAAUCCAUGACCACGAUCGUUUUGAAUUAUUACUGCAUGCUGAGUUUAACAAGGAUCCAAAGGAUCUAAUACUAGCCCAAGGCCAGGUUCCGAUCGAGAGAGAGAGAGAGCGGGAGAGAGAGAUGAAUAAUUCAACCCAACAAGCAGAACUACAGCUUCCAAGAAACGACUGUCAUGCUCACAAGAAAGUGGUGAGGUACAAGGAAUGCCACAAGAACCAUGCAGCUGAAAAUGGUGGGAAUGCAACUGAUGGCUGUGGAGAGUUCAUGCCAAACGGAGAAGAAGGCACCUUUGAAGCCCUGAAGUGCUCAGCCUGCAACUGUCACAGAAAUUUCCACAGGAAAGAGAUUGAAUCUGAUUCAUGCUCCUGUCAAUGUUAUCACACUACUCCAACCAUACUCAACAUCAAUGCUAGGAGAUCACCCAAUUGGGGCCAUCAUGAAGAUCAGUACUACAAUGCAGUUCUGGGGUCAUCCAUUGGGUGCCCUACAACUACAAUGAUGAUUUCCUAUAAAAGUGGGUCGGUCCCCUCAGAGUCGAAUGAUGAGAAGGAAGAUGCAUAUGGGAGCUGUCCUGUGGCAAGGCCGGCUAAUAAGGUGAAAAAGAGGUUUAGGACCAAGUUUACAAAAGAGCAGAAGGAAAAGAUGUUGAGCUUUGCAGAAAAGGCUGGUUGGAGAAUGCAGAAGCUAGAAGAAUCUGUUGUGCAGCAGUUCUGCCAAGAGACUGGGAUCAAUAAGAGAGUUCUAAAGGUGUGGAUGCAUAACAACAAACACCACUUUGCAAAUAAAAACUCCACUAGCUAGAUCAAGCAUUCUGAUCAUCUCAUAUUUCAUUCUUAAUUAUAAGGCUUCCAUGCAUGAUUUCCAAUUAGCUUACUUUAUUAAAUUCUUUUCAUCAUUUAAUAUUUUCUUUUGCUGGUAGCUAGCUAUCGCGUAUCUUACAUGUUUUGAUUUAUACUAGCUAGGUAGUCUAGCUAGUUUAGUGAGCUAAUAUAUGAAGAUUGUAAGAUCAGCUCUGCUGCUGUAGAUCAUGUUCAUGCUUUGGAAAGUAUUUGAGCUUGUU
Messenger RNA from Juglans microcarpa x Juglans regia, 1578 nucleotides. Its product is annotated as zinc-finger homeodomain protein 4-like. Gene Ontology annotation, cellular component: nucleus. Gene Ontology annotation, biological process: regulation of DNA-templated transcription; regulation of developmental process. The record is from RefSeq and is a predicted model, not a curated record. The coding region runs from base 639 to 1319 and encodes 226 amino acids. Gene Ontology annotation, molecular function: DNA-binding transcription factor activity; transcription cis-regulatory region binding. NCBI's taxonomy places the organism in Eukaryota, Viridiplantae, Streptophyta, Magnoliopsida, Fagales, Juglandaceae. The transcript has a single exon.